Molecule: messenger RNA, 1911 nt
Organism: Tuber aestivum (summer truffle)
Lineage: Eukaryota; Fungi; Ascomycota; Pezizomycetes; Pezizales; Tuberaceae
Source: the annotation of a GenBank genome assembly
AUGGUCUCGACCACUAGGGCUGGAAGCACUUGGAGCAAUGUUCCGCAAGGGCCUCCCGUGAGUUAUUUGUCUAAAUGAUGGCUUUAUGAGGACAUUUGCUAACCUAAUGGCUCCUGUGUAGGAUGUGAGUAUUUGGUUUACUAGUACUGCCGAAUGUCUCGAACCUUGUUUACUAAGCGAUAAUGUUUUUCUCUUGGAAGGCAAUUCUCGGUAGGACUCCAUCUCUAACAUUGGGCUGAGAAUCUCCGUGUCCUUGUUACCCGCUGGCUAUUUUCAAGCGUACUGCUCUGCUUCUAGAAUUGGAAGCUGCCGUUUUGAAUGAAUAGCUGACUGAAAAACAGGUAUUACUGAGGCGUAUAAGGCGGACAAAUUUGAGCUCAAGGUUAAUUUGGGUAAGGGUUUUGUAAUCUCACCUGGCCAGGUGUAGCUGAGCAAUUUUUAGGAGUUGGAGCGUACCGUGAUGGCAGGGGAGAGCCAUAUGUUCUACCCUCGGUCCGUGUUGCGGAGGAGCGCAUCCUCAUGAAAGCCCUCGACAAGGAAUAUGCUGGGAUCACCGGUGUCCCGUCUUUCACAAAGGCUGCCAUUGAGCUUGCCUAUGGAAAGUCGUCUCCUGUGCUCGAUAGGGUUGCCGCUACUCAGUCGAUUUCUGGAACGGGUGCUCUUCGCGUUGGUGGCGCGUUCCUUGAACGUUUCUACCCCUAUGCUAAGACCGUUUACUUGCCAACCCCAUCAUGGGCCAACCAUGCGGCUAUUAUGAAGGACUCCAAGCUCGACAUUAAGAGCUAUAGGUACUAUAGCAAAAAGACUAUUGGGUUAGACAUUGACGGCCUUCUUGAGGAUAUUGUGAAUGCGCCGAAGGGCUCGAUAUUUCUGUUCCAUGCCUGCGCCCAUAAUCCUACUGGGGUUGACCCUACCCCAGAGCAAUGGCGUGCGAUUAGCGGGGCUGUGAAGAGUGGCGGUCAUUUCCCCUUCUUCGACAUGGCAUACCAAGGGUUCGCAAGUGGUGAUACCGAUAAGGAUGCUUACGCCUUGCGUUACUUUAUUGAGCAAGGCCACCCUGUGGCUUUGGCCCAGUCUUUUGCGAAGAACAUGGUGCGCUGGAGUGCUUGGUUUUUAGGUCGACGUUACUUGUAUGGAGUACUGAUUUGUGUUGCAUCUUUAGGGUCUGUAUGGUGAGCGUGUUGGCGCUUUCUCCGUUCUUGCCGAGUCGGCAGAGGGGAAAAAACGCCUGGACUCUCAAAUCAAGAUUCUUGUCCGCCCAUUGUAUUCCAACCCUCCCGUUAAUGGCGCCCGGAUUGCCUCCGAGAUUCUAAACGACCCUACUCUCAAUAAACAGUGGCUCGGUGAGGUGAAAGGCAUGGCUGACCGCAUUAUUUCUAUGCGUGCGGCCUUGAAGACCAACCUCGAGCAAAUCGGUAGCAAGCGCGAUUGGAACCAUAUAACCUCACAAAUUGGGAUGUUUGCCUACACUGGCCUAGGGCCAGAACAAGUUGACAGAUUGGCCAAGGAGGUAGGAUAACCCCUUCUGUCUGUCCAUCUUUUGGAUAUAGUCCUGAUAAUAUCACACUAGUUCUCCGUUUACGGAACUAAGGACGGUAGGAUCUCAGUCGCUGGUAUCACCUCCGAUAACGUCAAGUACCUUGCACAGUCUAUCCACAAGGUCACUGUUUGAGAAGGAGAAGAAAAAGAAAAAAACCUGCAUUGCCAGGGAGAGGGAGGGAGGCUGGCUUUGGUGGUAAAUAGAAAUAGAAGUAAUUAAAUGGCUUAGAGGAGUGAGCCAUCCCGGUGGAUCUGGUGAAACGUGUAUUAUAUACCUGCGAUAGGGGCUCUACUGUGUCGAGGCAAUUCUAGAUUUCCGCUCAGGUGCACAAAAUUGGCAGUCUCUUUACUGUUUUUCCAAUCGAUUUUCUG